GCACAUUUGAAAAUGAAAACAUAAAUUGCGCAUGUCAUAUUAUCGAGUGUAAUCAUAGUUUAGGGUUCGUGAUUUAAACUUAUUUCUUAUAUUUUUCAUUUUCAAAAUUAUUAAUAAAAAUGUCAGAUGCCACGUCACGAAAGGUGAAAAGAUUUUCAGAAUCUGAUAGAAAUUCCGAAUUUGAUGCUGCAACACAAAAAGCUUUGGAAGAAAUUGAUGUUUGUCAAAAUGAAAUUGAUAGUAUUAAUGAAAAAUCCAGUGAAGAGAUAUUAAAAAUUGAACAAAAGUACAAUCGACUAAGAAAACCGUUUUAUGAAAAAAGAAAUAAUUUGAUCAGCAACAUCCCUAAUUUCUGGAUUACAGCUAUUAUGAACCAUCCUGAUUUAAGUGCUUUACUGGAUGAAACUGAAGAAGAUUGUCUUCACCAUCUUACAAAAUUAGAAGUAGACGAAUUUGAUGAUAUUAAAUCUGGAUAUUGGAUAAAAUUUUAUUUUGAGGAGAAUCCAUACUUUGAAAAUUCAGUUAUUACUAAAGAAUAUCAUUUAGAUAGCGCGACACCUACUUCAGAGAGUACUCAAAUAAUCUGGAAAGAAGGUUGUUCUCUUGCUCAAAAUGUUGAGGCAAAUAAGCCUGGGAAAAAGCGUCGCCAUGAACCUGCUAAGACAUUUUUUAGUUGGUUUAAUGAUAAUGUAGAUCCCUAUACCGAUGACAUAGCUGAGAUUAUUAAGGAUGAUCUUUGGCUCAAUCCCCUUCAGUACUAUCUAGUACCUGACGUUGAAGGAGAUGGAGAGAAUGGUGUUGAUGCUGAAGAAGUAAGUAGCAGUGAAGAUGAUGAAGAAAGGGAAGCAGGAGAAGAAGAAAGUAGGAAUCAACGCAAGUAAUUUCCUUGUGAAAAGUAUCUUCGGUGGCUAUAAAUUUUUUUAUUUUGAGAAGUAUCACUUGAUAUACAAGUCAUAUUUUCUGCAUUCUUAUAUUAUUAAACAAUAUUUACAGUUGCAUUUAUUCAAUAGCAACUGUCAUAAGUAGUUCAUAUCUUAAAUGAUUAAUGAUAAAGAUAUGCAUUAAUUUUUCAAUUUCUGCAUAACAAAAUUUUUAAAUACAUGAAACAUAUCAACAAACAAAAUGCAAUGUGUCUUAGAGUAAUGUCAGGAAAAUUAAUAUUCCCAUCAUAUAUUCAUAUUUACUGUAUUUAUGGAAACGUCAGUUAUACAAAUAUUAAACUUUACUACCAGUAUACCAACACUCACAAAACACUGUCUAGUCCUUUGAGUCUGGUGUGAACCAGUAAUCUAUGGAAGUUUCCAAAAACCAGAUGGUGAACAGUGUGUGUAGUAUAUUUGACAGUGAAUAAGGAUACAAAUAUAAUUUUCUUCAAAUUUCAAAUUUGUUUUUGACAGGAACAAAAAUAAAUUUGAUUGCAUCUUAAUCUAUUAUUGUUUUCUUUACAAAAUUUUAUUUCUCUGAGGCUAUUUGCUUUGGUUACAAUGAUUGUGAAAUGCUGCAGUAGAUAGCUAUUAUGUAAAUCUGUAUUAUAAUUAUUAUAGUUUUACUAUUUUCAAAAAAAUUCAGCGAGUUGUGGUCAAUCUGCAGUGAGAAAUAUAAAUGUACAUUAUGAAAAUAUAACCAAAUAUUUACUAAUAGAUUAACGAAUAAAAAUAACUAAAGUAAUUUAUCAAACCGUUGAUAAUAUUCAUAUUGAACACACUAAGUAAAACUUCCAUUACAUUAAAACUCACAGUAGUAACUGUAUACCUUCAGUCUUGGUUGAUUGAAACGCUCCUCAGACAGUGUAGUGGUAGUAAUGAGUGUGUUCAUUAUGAGUACAAAUAAGUAAAACUCUAUAGUGUAACUAAAUUAUUGUCCUUCCUAGUAUGUUAUUUCGAAUGGUGGUGUGGGUUGAGGACUCAAAAUAAAACUGUCUAAGAGUUUUUUAAAAUGCUAACGUUUCGACAACACAUAUGGCAGAGAGCCUCGAUAAAGAUCAAUUAAAAGAUCGAAACGUUGGCAUUUUAAAAAACUCUUGGACAGUUUUAUUUUGAGUCCUCAACCCGCAACACACACACAUAUAUAUAUAUAUAUAUAUAUAUAUAUAUAUAUAUAUAUAUAUAUAUAUAUAUAUAUAUAUAUAUAUAUAUAUCAGUUAUCAGUUACAUAUUAUUCGGUUCCGGGAGGUGCAAUUCAACUAUGUAUUAAAAUUGUAAAUUCUAUCACGUGCUCUAGAAGCUGCAGCUUCCAAAACUUGCAUAUCCAUAGUUUAUUCAGAUGCUCUGCUCAACAUGAGUUGGUGUUUGCCUACUGUAUUAAAAUUUGUUAAUCAUGAAAGUUUUUUGAAGAUCACAAGUAAAUCCAAAGUCAAUUGCUUCACUUUUUCUAACCUACUCAACUGUAUAAAUAUUAAGAAACUGAUGAAAUAUUAAUUUGUAUAUAAUUAAUUUGAUCAGUAUCGUAUUAUUAUCAGUUCUUCUUGUAAGGGUCAUGGGACUAGGUGAAACGUUAUUUUGUUAACUAAUUUGAUUUCAACAAGGAAAUUAGUUUCUGUUAGUAUUGAAAAUAUGAAUAUAUUCGUUCUGAUGCUAAUAUGUACUAUUUGAUUUAAGAAUUUUAUGCAUCUUUGCUAGAACUACUUUUUUGGUAAAACAUGACAAUCGAUUACCGCAAAUAGAAAGUUUUAAAAUCAGGCAUGUUAAAUAAGUUUUGUUUUUAUAUCAAAAUGUGCAGUUCUAGUUGUUUAAUAUUUUUUUUGUCCAUUUGGGUCUAAUCAGAAUUAUUAUUUGAUUUUUUUUGUAAUUGUUCUGUUUGGAGUGUAAAUUUUAAUAUAAAUAUAGCUUAUUGGUGUUUUA
Messenger RNA from Diorhabda carinulata, 2840 nucleotides. It is a transcript of the gene Set, whose product is annotated as protein SET. Gene Ontology annotation, cellular component: chromatin; nucleus. Gene Ontology annotation, biological process: nucleosome assembly. Bases 120 to 881 code for a protein of 253 amino acids. NCBI's taxonomy places the organism in Eukaryota, Metazoa, Arthropoda, Insecta, Coleoptera, Chrysomelidae. The transcript is spliced from 3 exons. Gene Ontology annotation, molecular function: histone binding; chromatin binding. The record is from RefSeq and is a predicted model, not a curated record.